Molecule: messenger RNA, 744 nt
Organism: Cornus florida
Lineage: Eukaryota; Viridiplantae; Streptophyta; Magnoliopsida; Cornales; Cornaceae
Exons: 1
Coding region: 1-744 (247 amino acids)
Source: RefSeq, a predicted model, not a curated record
AUGCGAAGAGAACUAUUUCUUCAUACCUUGAAUGAUGUUAAAGCUUAUGACGACUACUUCAUCCAAAAAAGGGAUGCAACAGGUUGUUUGGGAUUGUCUUCUAUACAAAAGAUGACAAUUGCAAUACGUAUACUUGCAUAUGGUUAUGCAGCUGAUCAUUGUGAUGAGUAUAUUAAAAUUAGCGAGAGCACUGCCAUUAAAACCCUGAUGACAUUUUGUAAGGCUGUUACUAGUGUGUAUGGGGAAGAGUACAUGCGCCCACCCAACGAAGCCGACAUAGUACGACUACUUCAAGAAGCGGAGGAGAGAGGAUUCUCGGGUAUGCUUUGUUCUAUUGACUAUACGCACUUGGAGUGGAACAAUUAUCCGGUGGCGUGGCAUGGCAUGCAUAAAGGACACUCUCAUACGCCUACACUCAUAUUGGAGGUGGUUGCCUCAAAAGAUUUGUGGAUCUGGCAUGCAUUCUUUGGAAUAUCGGGUUCACACAAUGAUAUUAAUGUGUUGGAUCAUUCUCUAGAAUUCAACAGUAUCAUUACUAGCCAAAUUCUUCCGGUUAAUUUCGUUGUGAAUGGCCAUUACCAUAGAAUGGGGUAUUACCUAUUUGAUGGUAUAUACCCUAAGUGGGUAACUUUGAUGCAGACCAUCCCGUAUCCAACUAUAGCAAAAGAAAAACUUUUCGCUCAGAGACAAGAGACCUGUAGGAAAGAUAUGGAACGAGCUUUUAGGGUUUUACAGAGCAAGUGA